GAGAAGGAGGAGGAGGAAAAGGACUGAAGUGGGAUUUGGUUGGUGGGCAGAAAAGCCCGAUGGGUCAGAAGAGCCAUAAAGACUCCCUUUACCCUUGUGAGGGGACUUCUGUGAGCAGCCUCCAUGAGGCCCUGGACCAGUGCAUGAUCGCCCUGGACCUCUUCCUCACCAACCAGUUCUCAGAAGCACUCAGCUACCUCAAGCCCAGAACCAAGGAGAGCAUGUACCACUCGCUGACAUAUGCCACCAUCCUGGAGAUGCAGGCCAUGAUGACAUUUGACCCUCAGGACAUCCUGCUUGCUGGCAACAUGAUGAAGGAGGCACAGACGCUGUGUCAGAGGCACCGGAAGAAGUCCUCUGUAACAGAUUCCUUUAGCAACCUGGUGCACCGCCCCACCAUGGACCAAUUCACAGAAGAGGAAAUCCAUGCUGAAGUCUGCUAUGCAGAGUGCCUGCUGCAGAGAGCAGCUCUGACCUUCCUGCAGGACGAGAACAUGGUGAGCUUCAUCAAGGGCGGCAUCAAAGUUCGAAACAGCUACCAGACCUACAAGGAGCUGGACAGCCUUGUGCAGUCCUCACAGUACUGUAAGGGAGAGAACCACAGGCACUUCGAAGGGGGCGUGAAGCUCGGCGUGGGAGCCUUCAACCUGACGCUGUCCAUGCUUCCUACCAGGAUCCUGAGGCUGCUGGAGUUUGUGGGGUUUUCAGGAAACAAGGACUAUGGGCUGCUGCAGCUGGAGGAGGGCGCAUCUGGGCACAGCUUCCGUGCUGUGCUCUGUGUCAUGCUUCUGCUCUGCUACCACACCUUCCUCACCUUUGUGCUCGGUACCGGGAAUGUCAACAUCGAGGAGGCAGAGAAGCUCCUGAAGCCCUACCUGAAGCGAUAUCCUAAGGGUGCCAUCUUCCUGUUCUUUGCCGGGCGGAUUGAAGCCAUUAAAGGCAAUGUUGAUACAGCCAUCCAGCGGUUCGAGGAGUGCUGUGAGGCCCAACAGCACUGGAAGCAGUUCCACCACAUGUGCUACUGGGAGCUGAUGUGGUGCUUCACCUACAAAGGCCAGUGGAAGAUGGCCUACUUCUAUGCCGACCUGCUCAGCAAGGAGAACUCCUGGUCCAAGGCCACCUAUAUCUACAUGAAGGCCGCCUACCUCAGCAUGUUUGGAAAGGAGGAUUACAAGCCUUUCGGAGAUGACGAAGUCGAGUUGUUUAGAGCAGUGCCAGGCUUGAAGCUCAAGAUUGCUGGGAAAUCUCUACCUACAGAGAAGUUUGCCAUCCGGAAGUCUAGACGCUACCUCUCUCCCAAACCAAUCUCGUUGCCAAUCCCUGCUCUGGAAAUGAUGUACAUUUGGAAUGGCUAUGCUGUGAUUGGGAAGCAGCCUGAACUCACAGAUGGGAUACUUGAGAUUAUCACCAAAGCUGAAGAGACGCUGGAAAAGGGCCCAGAGAAUGAGUACUCAGUGGAUGAUGAGUGCUUGGUGAAGUUGCUGAAAGGCCUCUGUCUGAAAUACCUAGGCCGUGUUCAGGAGGCUGAGGAGAAUUUCAGGAGCAUCUCUUCCAAUGAAAAGAAGAUUAAGUAUGACCACUACUUGAUCCCAAACGCUCUGCUGGAGCUGGCCCUGCUGUUCAUGGAGCAAGGCAGAAACGAAGAGGCUGUCAAACUCUUGGAAACUGCCAAGCAAAAUUACAAGAAUUACUCCAUGGAGUCAAGGACACAUUUUCGAAUACAGGCAGCCAUACUCCAGGCCAAGUCUUCCCUAGAGAAUGGCAACAGAUCCAUGGUCUCAUCAGUGUCCUUAUAGUUGUAUGCAGCACUCCCAGGCUGGAAGACAGAGAAAGCUGGACAGAGCUCCUGGAAACAUUUCGAAAAGACUCCCUCCCCCUGCCCUGCCUUCGGGGCCCACCGGUGCUCCCGUGGGAUGGCACAACAUUCGUAUUCAUGCAGAAGAUAAGCUGGCAUUUUCACCAGUGUGGCCAAGGGCCUUUACCAAGGACAGAGUAGGUGGAGCCCUCUGCCUACCCUAUCACACAUACGGGUACUUGUUUUUCACUGUGAUGUUAAAAAGAAUGUAUGAACAGUUUACAUUUGCCAUAGAAAUACAUUAAUGGGAUCACAGUUGGCUUAAAAAAUGAAAAAAACCAACCACCUGCAAAUCUGUUUUAGCCCAUUCUAAUCUGGAGGUAAAUCUAUGAUAUCCACGACCAAAUUGCUUUUCAAAAUUCAGCAAGGUCUCAGCUUCCAAGGCUGAAAGGACCCUUAGGAGGGUGGUCUGUACCUCAAAAGUUUCAAGGCUUCUGAGGGUUGGGCAUAGAGGUUGCACACAGACACCCACUACCUUACUACUUACACUUCAUUUUCACUCCUUAGUAACUCUCUAAAAUGAAAAUUCUCACUAAAAAAAUGAAAAUUGUCUCACUAAAAAGACAUGUGAGUCCAUCUGUAGAGGACAAAAAUAUUAAUCUUCAGUAAGAAAUAGGGGUUGCCCAGAUGGGAUGGAAGGAGAGCUGUGUGGCCCUUCUGUUGGGGGAGGUUCUCAGACAUGAGUCUGCAUCCUCAAUGUACGCCAAACUGAAACAACUGGGAAUAAUCUACCAAACAAAAAUUUCUUAGAAUGGUUAUUCUUGACCUGUUGUAUAUGUUUUAAAUUUUUUUAGUUAAGAGAAAAAAUAUUUAAGUAUUAAGAGAUCAUGCAAUAUCUAUUUCAGUAAAAUAUGUUGCUCGAAUUCUUGGGCAAGGCAGAAAGUCUUCACAAGAAGCCAUGUGGCCCAGGUCUGUUUUAUUUAAACAACAUGUCUAAAAUGUUUUUAGAAUAAGUUACUAAAAUUUAAAAAUGGGGAGAUUUCACUAAAA
Suricata suricatta (meerkat) is the source of this 2845-nucleotide messenger RNA. It is a transcript of the gene TTC39A, whose product is annotated as tetratricopeptide repeat domain 39A. The transcript is spliced from 18 exons. The record is from RefSeq and is a predicted model, not a curated record. Gene Ontology annotation, molecular function: protein binding. NCBI's taxonomy places the organism in Eukaryota, Metazoa, Chordata, Mammalia, Carnivora, Herpestidae. The coding region runs from base 60 to 1796 and encodes 578 amino acids.